Molecule: messenger RNA, 449 nt
Organism: Staurois parvus
Lineage: Eukaryota; Metazoa; Chordata; Amphibia; Anura; Ranidae
Source: the annotation of a GenBank genome assembly
AUUCACUAUAUCCCCCCACAGUACACAGAACACGGAAGUGCAAUUAUUAGUAAAUGUAAACUGCUAAAUACCUUUUCUCAUCAGCAAGUGUCCAGAAGAGCACAUGUUAAAGCUUGUAGGAGGCAUUUUCACUUUGCUCUAGGAUGAUGCAGAACCCCUGACCUCUGUCUGGACAGUGCUGAUUGGCCCUGUGCUGGUCACAUGCACUCUCCCAAGAAACAAAAAACCUCUCCAGCAAUGCACAACAAACUGAGCAUGUGCAGACUGACUCCACACAAUAUGUCUUAUCAGGAGAUAGGAGGGGGCACUGGAAGAAGGGGAGGAUCAGAGAAGUCAGGAUCAAACAGCCUUUUUACACAAUGCAGAGGAUUAACCCCUUAGGUUUCACAGUAAGUAUAACAAGCAUGCUUUACUGUAUAUACAGACUGAUUUUACUGUUGUGGGUUUAG